Molecule: messenger RNA, 682 nt
Organism: Teleopsis dalmanni
Lineage: Eukaryota; Metazoa; Arthropoda; Insecta; Diptera; Diopsidae
Product: synaptobrevin-like
Exons: 5
Coding region: 425-682 (85 amino acids)
Source: RefSeq, a predicted model, not a curated record
CAAGUACACAUAACGGUGGAGCUUUUCAUUGGAAUAAUGGAAAGUUUUUCGCAGUUGGAAAAAUAUAUUUGUCAGUCAAAUUUUUGUGGUUAACAGCGUGUGUGUAUGUGUCCGUGUAAAGUUAUUUUAACUUCAUUGAGACAUACGACCAGUUAAAAAGAAGGGAAAAGCUUCCAACACAUACGCACCACAACGACAUUGUACCUCUAACCGCGCUCGCGUAGGCAAUCUAUUCAACAAAGGGAAGAAGAAGACAAAUACUGCAUUGUGUGUGUGGUGUGCCUUUCGUAGUCACCGCCGCAGUUGCCAUAAGCAAGGAAAUCAAAUUUUGCGUUUAGUGUUUGGAAUCUUAAGCACUUCUUCACUUCUCUGCCUCCUCAUUUUGGCAUAAAGCCGCACAGUUUUUAAGAAAAAUUUCUUUAAUAUGGGAAAAAAGGAUAAAAAUAAGGGAGAGGCGGAUCCAGCACCAGCAUCUGAUGCUCCUCCAGCUGAUGGAGCACCAGCCGGUGAGGGUGGAGAUGGUGAGAUUGUUGGAGGACCACGUAAUCCCCAACAAAUUGCGGCACAAAAACGACUGCAACAAACGCAGGCACAAGUUGAUGAGUUACUAAUAGAAUAUACAACACUAUUUGUGGUUUGUGUACAAGCUAAAGAAAAUGUUUAUGAUUUCUGCUUAAACUAA